AGUGCCCUGAAGUAUCCUUACUCUUGUAUUCCUGCAGUUGAGCCGCGUCCCCUGAGCCCUCGCCACUGUACUGGAGGAACUAUGGAGCCCGGCGCCGGAGUGGGGGAGAAGUUUUUCAUCGUGGUCCGCGGCAAGUCGAGGAAAGGCUUCUGCCGGGGCUGCGUGGGCCGCGUGCAGGCGGAGCUGCAGCCCGGGGAGCUGACGGGGCUGCUGUACGGCAGCAGGGACAGCAACGCCGGGAGCCCCAAGAGCGGAGGCACCGUGAGGCGGGAGGACACGUACCCGCUGACCCGCCACCAGGCGCAGCUGCUGCUCUUCGUUUCCUCCGCGAGCAAACGCCUGGAGCUGCUGUGCAACCCACAGCUGUUCGCGGCCGUCUGCGAGGUGUCAUCGGGUGACCUGGUGUUGGUGAAGCACAAGAAGGGCCACUUGCCCGCGGUGGUGAAGAACCUGAUGCAGAUUGGGAAGAAGGAGGACAAAGGCGACCUGCAAAUUGGGAGGAAGGAGGACAAAGACUACCUGCACUUGAUCGGCUUCCAGGUGGAGUUUGUGGACAGUGAUCCCAAUCUGUCAUCCAAGAAGCCCCCUCCUCUCGCCCUGUUCAGUGCGUCAGACAUCAUCCAGGUGGUCCCGUCUUACUCCGUUCCCCCUGAUCUGCAACGGAAAGAAGUCCAAUCUGGGAGUUUGAACAGAACCGGGGUGAAGCACCUCAAUCCAACGCCGAAUACAGAAGCUCCUCCACGGCAAGUUAGAAAGAGCCGUACACGGCAGAGCAUUCAGAGCCGCCGUUCAAGCACACCUCUGGAGGUGGGCUCCAUGGUGGAGGUGGUGUCCAACUCGGGGCUCACGGUGUACGGGGUCGUCCAGUGGUUGGGGGUCCCAGAAGGGAAGACUGAUAAAUGGUCUGGGAUUGAAUUGGAGUACGAUGUGAAGGGCUGCUCUGAUGGGACUUGCGGAGGCCAGAGGUAUUUCACCUGCAAAGGUGGCAGGGCGUUGUUUGUUCCCGCCAAGAAGUGCAAACCUGACGGCAGGUUCGUCUGCACGUCGCCAGAAAAGAAGAACCUCAACCCCGACGACGCACCUCCAGUUCCUCCUUUUGAGGAGUCUGAGGAGGAUGCGCCUCCUAUUCCUGAAUCCGAGGCCUUGUCUUUGUUGGUGGGACGAAUGAAAGGGAUCCAGGGUCACAUCAACUCCUGUUACCUCGAUGCCACGCUCUUGAGUUUGUUCAGUACAUCCGUGACCCUGGACAACAUCUGCAGAAGAUCUGCUGACGCGGAGAAACCCGUAACCUGCACCCUGAGAAAAAUAGUCAACCGUUUGCGCAGACAAGGGUUUGUCCCUGCAGAGAGUGUCAUGAAUUUCCGCAAAGAGCUUGGCUGCGACACCUUCCGAACAGAGGAGAAAGACCCGGAGGAGUUCAUCACGGUCCUCUUCCAGAACGUGCUUUGCAUGGAGCCGCUGCUCAAGCUCAGAUCGGGCCAAGAAACUUGUCAGGGUGCCUACACCUUCCAGAUCUUUCUGGAAAAAGAUCAGAUGGGGCCGAUGCCCACCGUCCAACAGCUGCUGGACACAUCCUGCCUGUCGGGUGACCUCAAGUUUGAAGAGACGCCGUCCUGUCUCAUGGUUCAGAUGCCGAGGUUUGGAAACAAGUAUAAGAUGUUUUCUCACAUAAUUCCCUCCACUGAGCUUGACAUCACAGAUCUCCUAUACAACUCUCCAAGGGAAUGCUUCAUCUGUGGGCAUCUGGCUGAGUACGAGUGUCUUCAGUGUCUGCCAGAUCGCAAGCUGCAGCCAGGGAGGAUAAAACAGUACUGCUCUACCUGCAACGCACAGGUGCACACCCAUCCCUCACGGCAGGGUCACACCGCCAAAGCUCUCGUGGUGCCAGCAGACGCAGCCUCUGAUUCUCCGGUGCGCAGGCACACGAUGCAGCUGUUUGCUGUGCUCUGCAUUCAAACCAGCCACUACGUGUCCUUUGUCAAGUGCGGCCCCGACACUCACUCCUGGCUCUUCUUUGACAGCAUGGCAGACCGAUGCGGUGACGAUCACCGUGGCUACAGCAUUCCUGUGAUCCGAGCGUGUCCGGAGUUGGGUGACUUCCUGUCCCGGCCGGAGGAGGAGCUGGCUUGUUCUAACCCCUCCCAGGCGCCUGAGUUGGUGUGCAGGCUGCUGUGCGACUCGUACAUGUUUUUAUACCAAAACCCAGCCGCGCCAAUUUUGACGCCAAACCAGCAGGAGUCUUAGACGCCCGUGAGGCCGAGGACGUAGCGUUCCAAUAACAACGCCUUUAAUAACCUUGCCUCUGCACAAUCAACUGGAUUAUGGGUUUGUUAUUAGAAACGGAGGCUUCGAACAUCACGUAGGAAAGCGAUACGAAGAGAAGCCGACUAUGAAUGUAGUUUAAAGUUGAUGUAGAUAUGUAAGGAGAGAGAGAAUGUCAGUGGAACGGAGAUGCACUUCCUCCUGAAGUGUAAAACAUUCAACGAAGUAAGAAACAAUGAUUUUGAAGGACAGGGAAUGACCUCCACAUGCACGCAUGCGUUUGUUAAAAUGUAAUUGUAACACUGUACAUAUAUUGUUAUUAUACAACAAUCACAUUGUGUUUUAAUAUUAUUGUACUUUUCAUUUUUAUGUUUUGGGAACGUUUUUAUUUUUUAUUUUUUUACUUUCAUGUCAAUAAAGCCACAUUGACUUGAA
Molecule: messenger RNA, 2697 nt
Organism: Pseudoliparis swirei
Lineage: Eukaryota; Metazoa; Chordata; Actinopteri; Perciformes; Liparidae
Gene: cyld2
Product: cylindromatosis (turban tumor syndrome), b
Exons: 13
Coding region: 82-2244 (720 amino acids)
Biological process (GO): protein K63-linked deubiquitination
Cellular component (GO): cytosol
Molecular function (GO): K63-linked deubiquitinase activity; cysteine-type deubiquitinase activity
Source: RefSeq, a predicted model, not a curated record